UGGCCGUAGAGUAUAUCAUUGCUUUUACAGUGCGCGUGAUUUGCAGUAGAGAAAUUAUUAAAUAUUAAUUUGUAUUAUAUUACGUAGCAACAAAGAUAUUCGUAAAGUAAUCUGAUAAUAUUAAAGGACUAUUGAUUAUUCUUAUAAAGUUAUUGUUUAUCAAUAAAUGAAUCAAUUUAUUUUAUUAUUAAAUUAUAUCUAUGUCUAAAUGUCACUUAAUAAUUCGUUUAUAUAUCUGUUAUUGUAACUAUUCAUUUCAAAGAUAUGAUAACACAUAGUUAUUAUGUCGAUACACUUUUCAUUUUGUUCGUCGUUUUGAUAUUGGUAGUAUGGGAGAAGAAGAAAUCGUAAUUGAUGAUGCAGAUGAAUGUUCUAACUUUGUAAAUACACAACGAAAAAAAGACGAAUCAUCUUCUACUCAAGUAAUGCCAUUAUUAUAUUUUCAACCCAGUAAAAUACGUUCAAAUCAACCAACUACUUCGGAUGCGUUAACAACAUCAUCUGCUCAGAUAACAACAAUUAUCAAUCCAAUCAAUAAUUCGAUUGUUACCAGUCAAAAUAAAGUAUUUAUACAAGGGCAAAAUUUAUCUCAGAGUAAGCAACAUUUUGUUCUUAGACGUAGCCCGGUUACCAGUAUUAAUACGACCACGAAUUCUGCAAAUCAAGGUCAAAAACAGAUUUUAUUUAGAAAAUCCAAUGUAUCUACUGCUCAGAUAUUACCUUUGAGCACAACUUCAUCACCAUCUCCAUCUCCAUUGCCUCAAUCACAAACUUUAUCUUCUUCACCACCACCUGCACCACCAUUACCACUUCUAUCGUCAACAUCAGUUUCUUCAUCACAAGAUAAUAAUUCGAUGAACAAUCAGAGUGGAAAACAUGCUUUUGCUUAUCUUGGAACACUUAUAAAACCCACUAACAAACCCCGUGAAUCGGUCGUUAUUCCAGCAGGUGCUAUUUCUUCAAAUCAAAUAUCAAAACAAAAAUUAGUUAUUGCUCCUGUUAUCACUUCAUCAAUACCUCAAAAUUCAACAAACACUACAUCAGGAUCACAGCUCAAUACACCUAUUGCGAAACAUAUGACAAAUCUUUUAUUGCCGGUCACAGCUAUUCCUCAACAGAUAUUACGGGAGUCAAAAAACUCAAAUUCGUCAGCUAAUCCACCACCACUGCACCCAAUAAAUAAAAUCGGAAAUUUACUGUCUGUUAAUAAACAAAAUAAUAAUAAUACUACAGACAGUAUAAAAAUAACCGAAAAUCCGGAUUCAGCUGUUAUCACACCAAUACCCAAAAAGGAUGAUAACCUUGUUCAGCCAGAAAAAAGAAAAAAAACUAUAAGCAAUAUUCUUCGUGGAUCCGGAGAAAAGAGAAUAAAAAAGCAAAGUCUACCUAAAUCGAAUGAUUUUAAUGACAACGCGAUUGAUGAAACUUCAUUUAUGUCAAGUCAAAAUACAACUGAUGAUUUAGAUAAAGAAAAAAAGUCACAAAACGAUGAUGAUAUCACAUUAAUUAAAGUUGUUCCAAGUCAAGAAAAGAAAAUGAAAACAAAUCAAGUUAUUGAUGAUGAUAUAAAAAUCGAAAUGAUUAAAACGACAUGUGUUAUUCCAUCAACCACUCAAGAAACCCGAAUGGAAAAGAAGAAUGAUGUUGAAUCAAAUGCUAAAACAGAAUCAAAUGAAUUAAGUAGUAAUAAAGUGAUAACAGUUACAACAAUUACAACUACAUCGUCGGCAAUGACAACAACAGUAACAACAGCUACCACUAGUUCUAUUACUAAUACUACCAAUUCAAGUUCUAUUAUUAAUAAUCAUUUCAAUAAUCAUAAUCAUUAUAAUAAUGAUCCUAAUUUUGAUGUAAACAAAGCUUUAGAGUGGAAAGAUGGUGUAGGAACGUUACCGGGGAGUACAUUAAAGUUUCGCAUAAAUGAAUUCGGAUUAAUGGAAGUCGUAGAUGAUGAUGAAAAUAAUAAACAAGAUAAGCAGCAUAUUAGUAUUGGUGACAAAGAAAAUGUAUGUUUAUUACAAAAUUCUUCCAAAUCAGUCAUUUCUAACACUGAGAAAAAAAAUGAAGAUAAAAAAAUACGUAAUACUUCGUCUGCUGAUACUUUUUAUUGCUGUGAAAGUUGUGGAUGCCAUGGUCUUGCCGCCGAAUUUGAAAGUCCUAUAUCAUGCAGUCCAGAUUGUACCGAAAGAAUUGAAGCGAAAAAGCAACAUCAACUUCGAAGGGAAAAAGAAGCCCGAGAUUUACGAGCUAAAAGAAAACGGAAAAAAUUAUUACAAGAACAAUUAGCAAAACGACAGGAACAAGAGGAUAAAGAUGUUGAGAAAACAUGUCAUCCAGAAAAUAUUUUAACAAAAUCCGAAACAGAUGAAGAUUCAAAAGAUACUACUGUUACUACUUUACUUGAUGAUGAAAGUCAAAGUGAUCCAUCAGAUUCAAGGUAUCCGUGGCAAAAAGUAAAAUCAGGAUUUUCAUGGGCCAAAUAUCUUGAUUAUACAAAAGCAAAAGCAGCCCCUUUGAAACUUUUCAAGGAUCCAUUUCCUUAUGGAAAAAACGCAUUCAAAGUUGGUAUGAAGCUAGAAGGUAUAGAUCCAGAGCAUCCAGCGCGGUAUUGUGUACUUACAGUAUCUGAAGUAGUUGGUUAUCGUUUACGUUUACAUUUUGAUGGAUAUCCGGAAAAUUUUGAUUUCUGGGUAAAUGCUGAUAGUAUGGAUAUUUUUCCGGUGACUUGGACUGAAAAAACUGGACAUAAACUUGAUCCCCCAAAAGGCUAUGUUCCAAACAAUUUUAAUUGGCCAGCGUAUCUUAAAAUUUGUAAAGCUACUCCAGCACCAAGAGCAGCAUUUGCUUGUCAUAAAAGCGUAAAAAGUACGGUAUAUCCAACAAUGGCAUUUCGUGUUGGUAUGAAGUUAGAAGCCAUAGAUCGGAAACACUCGUCAUUAGUCUGUGUUGCCAGUAUAGCUGAUAUAAUGGAUUCAAGAAUACUUAUACACUUUGAUUCUUGGGAUGAAGUAUAUGAUUAUUGGGCUGAUGCAAGUUCACCAUAUAUCCAUCCAAUUGGAUGGACUUUUUAUAAUGGCCAAAGCCUUACACCGCCUAAUAAUUAUAAAGAUCAAGGAACAUUUAACUGGGAUACAUAUUUAAGAGAUACUCGUUCUCUUCCGGCACCAGCGAGAGCUUUUAAACAAAGACCACCGUGUGGUUUUAAACGAGGGAUGAAGCUUGAAGCCGUAGACAAACGAGUACCACAAUUAAUUCGUGUCGCGACAGUUGAAGACGUAAAAGAUCACAUGAUAAAAAUUCAUUUUGAUGGAUGGCCAGAAAAUCAUGCAUAUUGGGUAGACGAUGACUCUCCAGACAUUCACCCAAUGGGAUGGUGUUUCAAAACUGGACAUCCUUUAGAACCUCCUUUAACUCCAGAAGCUAUGAGUGAACGAACAGAGUGCGGUACACCAGGCUGUCGAGGAAUUGGUCAUAUAAAAGGCCCUAAGUAUGCAACUCACAAUUCGCCAUCUGGCUGUCCUUACUCACCUCAAAAUUUACAAAAAACACGAAUGGUUUCGGAUAGAUUGUGGACUAAAAAUGAAAUUUACAAUUAUGAUGAAGAUUCAACUGAUAAGCCGAAAUUAGAAAAAACUAUUUUAAAAGUAAAGGCAAAUAAACAAUUAGAGAGAGUUUCAUUAUUCAACUUUAAUAGUAAAACUCUAAAAUAUGACAGAGACACAAAACAAGAAGACGAUGAAUUAUCGGACAAAAACGAAAAAGUUGAAAUAUCAGAAAGAUCAGGUAAAUCGAAACAUUUUCAAACUGAUAUUCCAACAGAUGAUGAUGAACAUAUAAGGAGGAAACGUAAAAGGAAUCAAACUUCUGAAGAACGUUCACAAUGUUCUCUAUCAAAUAACAAUUCAAUUACGUUUGGCGGAGAUACAUCAAAUAAUUCUAUCUCAUAUACUACUAAUAUAUCUGAUAAACAAUUACGUACUGAAUUGUACCAAUCAGUAUAUAAUCCUGGUUACAAUCCAUUGCCGGAUGCACCUCAUGUAUGGGCUAAACAUAGUAAUGCUUUGAAUCGAGUUGUAUCUAAACAAAAUACAAAUCCUCGUAGAUGGUCCAACGAAGAAGUAAUUAAAUUUAUUCAAAGUGUUCCUAAUUGUAAAGAUGUCGGUAGUAUUUUCCGCCAACACAGUAUUGACGGCGAAGCAUUUUUAAUGUUGACACAAGAUGAUUUAGUUACAUUAUUGGGUCUAAGAUUAGGUCCAGCAAUUAAAUUAUACAAUAGUAUUGUCUUAUUACGACAAAAGGCAACGUGAAACAUUGAUCACUUUAACCAAACUUCAUAUUUCUUAGAGUCUAUCAUAUAAUAAUUAAGUAUAAUUAUUACUAUCAUAUUAUUGAAAUUAUUGUAUGCUUUAUUGAUGCUCUAAUUAUUAUCAUUAACGAUAUGAACAUAAAAAUAUGCACCACUAUUAUGAACUAUAUAAUACUGCAUAUUACGAUCUUAUUAUUUUUUGUCACUGUACAAAUGUACAUAAAGAGAUACAUUACGAAUAAUUGUUAAAUUUUAGAUUAAG
Molecule: messenger RNA, 4568 nt
Organism: Chelonus insularis
Lineage: Eukaryota; Metazoa; Arthropoda; Insecta; Hymenoptera; Braconidae
Gene: l(3)mbt
Product: lethal (3) malignant brain tumor
Exons: 17
Coding region: 330-4307 (1325 amino acids)
Biological process (GO): negative regulation of DNA-templated transcription
Cellular component (GO): nucleus
Molecular function (GO): histone binding; zinc ion binding; chromatin binding
Source: RefSeq, a predicted model, not a curated record